GCAGUGUUGGGUUUCUCUGUCCUGGAUCUCCUGCAGCGAUAACAUCUGAAGAGAAGAGAAGACAAACUUAUUUUAAAAAUAAAGAAAGGGGAGGACGGGACAAUUUUGUAGAUUUAAGUGCGGGUGACUGAUCCAGUUACAUUCUUUAGAAAAGAUUCCAACUGACUCCAGGUCAGCGGUCGGGAGGGGACGUCACGCUCAUCUGCAGGGAAUCCUCCUAUACCUGAGCUGCUGUGUGUGGUCUCUGUCUCUGGACUCCCCCUCCAACCCUCUUCGGACCAGGUCUUGGUGUUGGCGUGCCUCGUCAGCGAUGGCAGGAUCUGGUGUUGCUCUGCGGCUGCAUGAAUUCAGAGAGCUUGAGGACUGCAGGCAGCCAGAUGACUUAAAAUCGUCUCGUCUGGGGAGAGAUGUACGUGGAUUAUAUCCAGGACAGCUGGGUAGAGUCCAUAUUGUCCACUCAAAGGACUGUGGCUACAGUGUUCCCGGUGGACGCUCUCAGUCCCUCCACGAGUCCCCUGACCCUCCGUGUGGAAACUACCAGCAGAGUUUUGACGUCCGCACCCUGAGAGCGCUGUCUGUCCUCCGUCAGUGCCCGCCUGUCCCGGAACAGCGCCCCCCUCAGACGGCCUACCAGGAGCACUUUCAUUCUCCUCUCUUUCCGCAGUAGUUCAGCACAAUGUGCUUUCAAUGACAGAUGAGGA
Molecule: messenger RNA, 701 nt
Organism: Sander lucioperca (pikeperch)
Lineage: Eukaryota; Metazoa; Chordata; Actinopteri; Perciformes; Percidae
Exons: 4
Coding region: 311-667 (118 amino acids)
Source: RefSeq, a predicted model, not a curated record